This is a messenger RNA of Nothobranchius furzeri (turquoise killifish), 1890 nucleotides long. RefSeq names its product actin alpha 2, smooth muscle (gene acta2). The record is from RefSeq and is a predicted model, not a curated record. Lineage: Eukaryota; Metazoa; Chordata; Actinopteri; Cyprinodontiformes; Nothobranchiidae.
GAGGGGGGGAGGAGGAGGCCACAACCUUGUUUGGAUGAAAGGAUGGAGGGAGGAGGAGGCGGGUUGAUAAACUCCAUCACAGCACCUCAGAAUCCCACUUCUGUCCUGCCCCCACCUCCACAUCAGCCCCACAGGUCCUGAUCUGCCACGUGUGACUCGGUGUCGUAGCUUCAUCGCUUGUCCACAGCACCCUCUGCAGCCAUGUGUGAUGAUGAGGAGAGCACCGCUCUGGUCUGUGAUAAUGGAUCUGGUCUCUGUAAGGCCGGGUUUGCUGGAGAUGAUGCUCCCAGAGCUGUCUUCCCAUCCAUUGUGGGCAGACCCAGGCAUCAGGGAGUGAUGGUGGGUAUGGGGCAGAAGGACAGCUACGUGGGAGACGAGGCUCAGAGUAAGAGAGGAAUCCUCACGCUGAAGUACCCCAUCGAACACGGCAUCAUCACCAACUGGGACGAUAUGGAGAAGAUCUGGCAUCACUCAUUCUACAACGAGCUACGAGUGGCUCCGGAGGAGCAUCCCACCCUGCUGACAGAGGCACCACUCAACCCCAAAGCCAACAGGGAGAAGAUGACCCAGAUCAUGUUUGAGACCUUCAAUGUUCCUGCCAUGUAUGUGGCCAUCCAGGCUGUCCUAUCUCUGUAUGCCUCCGGACGCACCACAGGUAUCGUUCUGGACUCCGGUGAUGGCGUCACCCACAAUGUUCCGAUCUAUGAGGGCUAUGCUCUGCCGCACGCCAUCAUGAGGUUAGACCUGGCAGGCCGUGACCUCACCGACUACCUCAUGAAGAUCCUGACUGAGCGAGGCUACAGCUUUGUCACCACUGCGGAGAGGGAAAUUGUGCGCGACAUCAAGGAGAAGCUGUGUUACGUGGCUUUGGACUUCGAGAACGAGAUGGCAACAGCAGCCACCUCGUCGUCUCUGGAGAAGAGCUAUGAGCUUCCUGAUGGUCAGGUGAUCACCAUCGGCAAUGAGAGGUUUCGCUGCCCUGAGACGCUGUUCCAACCAUCUUUUAUAGGAAUGGAGUCGGCUGGAAUCCACGAGACAACCUACAACAGCAUCAUGAAGUGUGACAUUGAUAUCCGUAAGGACUUGUACGCCAACAAUGUUCUGUCAGGAGGAACCACCAUGUACCCAGGAAUUGCCGACCGUAUGCAGAAGGAAAUCACUGCACUGGCUCCAAGCACCAUGAAGAUCAAGAUCAUCGCCCCUCCAGAGAGGAAGUACUCGGUGUGGAUUGGUGGCUCCAUCUUGGCCUCCUUAUCCACCUUCCAGCAGAUGUGGAUCAGUAAGCAGGAGUAUGAUGAGGCUGGACCCUCCAUCGUCCACCGCAAGUGUUUCUGAAGAACCCACCUGGCGUUUGUGCUCUGCAGCCCCUCUUCAGUUUCAGCACUGCCUUUAUUGUAACCUGCACUGAGCACCAGCUAACAGACCCCAAGUCAGCUCUCCAAAAACAGCAGCAGGAGUUUCUGUGGUGGGCAAGAAGAUGCUGAAACACCUAACAGGAAGUGAUGUCAUGUUUAGCCAAGUUAAGCUUUAAAUAUACAGAAUGUUGGAGAUUUUCAGCUCAAACAUCCCCUCCUUUUGCUCACCUUAAAACUGUGAAUGUGCUACUUGUACACCUUCCGUAACUCUGCCAUUUACACCUCCUUUUGCCCCGCCCCUUCCCUCCUCCAUGUUGUUCUCUCGUCAAAAACUGUUUAAUUUGUAUUGAGUAAAGCUUGAAUGUUGUUCGCUAGUGUUUUCCUUCCACCAUUGGGGAGCAGAGCACACUUGCAUUGCGUUGUGAUGUCCCAGCAUGGUUCAACUCUGGCUGGCUAGCAGGAGGCGUGGCCUCAAGGAUGUAAACCAUACGAACAGGAGUUGAAUGACCCAGAAGAAUAAAAAGCUCUGAAACAA